Trichosurus vulpecula (common brushtail) is the source of this 6181-nucleotide messenger RNA. RefSeq names its product zinc and ring finger 2 (gene ZNRF2). The coding region runs from base 207 to 875 and encodes 222 amino acids. The record is from RefSeq and is a predicted model, not a curated record. The transcript is spliced from 5 exons. Lineage: Eukaryota; Metazoa; Chordata; Mammalia; Diprotodontia; Phalangeridae.
CAGCAGCAGUAGCGGCAGCGGCAGCGGAGGCGGCGACAGCAGCGGGGGCAGCAGCGGAGGCGGCGGCGCUCUUGGUCCCAGUCCCAGACGAGGAGGAGGCGGUGCCGAGGCCCGGGGAGGGGACAGCGGCCUCACCUAGCGGCGGCCCCGGCGGCUCCGGGGCGCGGCGGCUCCGGCCCACCUGAGGCUCCUGCCCCGGCCCGGCCAUGGGCGCCAAGCAGAGCGCCGCCAGCAACGGCCGCGCCCGCGCCUACUCGGGCUCCGACCUUCCCGCGGCCGGCAGCGCCGUGCGGGCCCGCGCGCCCGCGCCCCCGGCCCCCGGCCCGGCCGCCUCGGGCUCGGCCGCCACCCCCGCCCCGGCCCCGGCCCCGUCCGCCUCGGGCUCGGCCGCGGGGCCCCGGGGGGGCGCCCGCUCCCUGGGCGGCGGCGGCGGGGGCGGCGGGGCCCGGGCGGCGCAGUCCGCCUUCCACAUCCCCAGCAGCAGCAGCAGCAGUGGCCCGUACGGCUCGCAGGACUCGGUGAACAGCACCCCCGACGAGGGCCGCUCGGCCGCCGGCGGGCCCCGCCUCGUGAUCGGCUCGCUGCCGGCGCACCUCUCCCCGCACAUGUUCGGAGGUUUCAAGUGCCCAGUGUGCUCCAAGUUUGUACCUUCAGAUGAAAUGGACUUACAUCUUGUGAUGUGUUUGACAAAGCCAAGGAUAACGUAUAAUGAGGACGUGCUAAGUAAAGAUGCUGGAGAAUGUGCAAUAUGCUUGGAAGAGCUGCAGCAUGGAGAUACAAUCGCCCGGCUGCCCUGUCUAUGCAUCUAUCAUAAAGGCUGCAUAGAUGAAUGGUUUGAAGUCAAUAGGUCUUGCCCUGAGCACCCUUCAGAUUAAGCGUCUGAUUCCUGUUUUAUAUUUGGAAAACAUCAUAUGAGGACCUGUCUCUGGGAAAAAACACAUGCAGCCAGAAACCUGAGUUCUAUGGGACUGGAUCACACAGAGAGAUGGACAAUCAAUGGGACGACACUUCUCAGCAGAGCUCAGUGCACAGACACGCGGCGCACCGACACGCGCAUGUGCAUGCGCAGGAAAGGCCGCACAGCAGGGAUUGGAAAAUGCUGCACAUCCCUCCGUAGUGUCUAGUCAUCCACCCAUAGUUCCUGUUGGUAACGUUUUGUAUUCAGACGCCAAAGUUAGCGAAUUUCAUAAUGGAUUUACUUCUCAAGUUCCCUCGAGCUAUGAAUGGAUUUGGGGGUUUGGGGUUUUGUCUCUUUUCCUCCCAACUUGGAAGGUUUUGCAUGCUCAGAUUCUAAAGUAAAGAUGACCUCAAGCUUUCUUCUUGAAGAUAAUGCCUCAAAAACCAAACUAGGCGAUGGAGCAACAGUAAAACCUUUUUCUCUGAAUGCAGACCAUGAUCUCAAGUUCUUCCAGAAGUCUCCAAAGGAAAAGUGAAAAGCAGAAUGGAGCCCAAAGAGUCCAGUGAAUUCGGGGAUCAAUUCCCUCAGACCUGCUCAAUCUGGAUGGCUUCCUUCCUCGUUGGGGGAGAAACCCCUGCCCGGCAGUGUGGCAGCAGCCCCGAGCAGCUAUGCAACUUCCUAAGGAAGGACCAGUCUUAAGUGCUGCUGGCAAUGGGAAUUUUUUUUUAACGGGUAUUUUUGUUUUUUCAGGUAAUUCUUUUUCUGUACUUUCAUCUCUAGGCUGCCUCUCCAAGUGGGGCAAAAUAUGAAAAAUUAAGAAUAACUGCUGAAGUGGGGAGAGAAGUUUUCCAAGUUCCUAAGAUUAAGUUUGGAUGGAGCUCAGAAUAAUUUGCGGGACAUUUUAUAUAGAUUUUUUUUUAAAAAAAAUCAGAAUUUAAUUUGCAUGGCAGAUUCAUAGCAAUUUGCAUCUUUCAUUUUCCAGAUAAUCUGGAGAUUAGCAUUUGAUAAUUUUUUAAACAAGUAUGGAGAUUUUGUUAAUUUAUAAUUUAUUAAUGUAUUGUUACUGUGCUGCAUAUGUAUGUUAAUUUACAGAGGCUUUUAAACAGUCCUGUAGGGGAAAUGUACUGAGGAAAUUAUGUGAAUAAAAAUAAUAGUUCCCACAAAACAAAAAUCUGAAUGGUUUAAACUCUGAAGAGAAAUCAGGGCUAUUUAAGUGAAUGUCUUUUUUAUCAACAACAGGAAAAUGUUAUCAGUGAAGAUUGUGCAGUGUACUCGAUGGACCUCAGAAGGAAGCUAUCCCAAGCUGAUUUCUGAGCAGAUGAAAUGUUUCCUUUUCUUUCUUGCCUCAGCCUGGGCCCUUGAUGUCCCAUGUUCUCUCUCUCCCCCUUCUCCCUCUCUCGCCCCUCCUCUUUCUCGUUAAGAAGGGCAAGAACAGGAGCCGCCGCCGCCACCACCACCACCACCGGCCAGAACAAGGCGAGCACACCUGCCCCGGCCCCGCUCUGUCAUGGCUUGCUGGGAAAGCCUAACCUAGAUAACAUUUUCCCUGAAACUCUGCUGUGAAAUGCCUUGCGUGAUGCUGCACAUGAUCAGAAAAUCCAAAACCACUCAUGUAACAACGGACCGCACAGUGUCCUGGUGCUUCUGAACCAACCGAGGAAAAGAUUCUUCCCUCCAACUUUGGCUCUCAUCAUUAAAUCUCAGUCAAAUUUGCUUUGUUGUUUUAAUUUUGUAAAUUGUUCCCUCCAUAAAAUAGCAGCCAUUUAGAAUGUGAAUGUGUUCCUUUUGCACUGUCGACGUCCUGUUGUGGGCAGAAUUAUUAUUUGGGUUCCUUGCAGGAAAUGAUGAUUGGAGCUGGGAUGGCUUCGUGGCCAUAUUCUCCUAGAGGCUUACUUAUUUCUUUUUCAUUUUACUGACCGUAGGUGUCAAACCUACAUUGGCCUAAGUCUGCUUUUUGACUGCACCCUGAAAUAGUGGCAUGUGCUUGGUCCUACUGUCCUGGGCCUCGUUGCCUCUACUAGCCUUGCUCUCUCCAGAACUGAAGUGUCCAGCUCUUGCAGGGCCAGACCCAGAUUCAGAUGUUAUUGGGAAAAGUUUACCAAAUUAAAAAUACAAUGUAAUUUAGACAACAUUAUUUUGUGGUUUUCAAAAAGUCAAUUGUGGAGCCAGAAGGGGGCCUUUUCUGUUGGAGUUUGGCACCCCUGAUCUGGGACAGUUUCUACUGAAAUCUGUUGAGGACCAGCCUAAACAAGACAAAACUAGAAACUACUGUUUUAAAUUUAGAAUUUUUAUCUUCCAUCACUUAACCUCCAAAAUAUUAAUGUGCAGAUUAUUAAAAAAAAUUACUUAAAUCUAAACAGUUCAGAAUUUUACCUCCAAAUAAUUAAAACAUUAAACAUUCCAGGGAAAUAUGCUUGAAAUUUAUAAAUGAUCUAGUGGUGCCAGGGCAGGAAAUCGUGUAUCUUAGAGAACUAGCUUUUUCCUCACGUGCCCUGCUGCCUCAAUCAAGAGAGCUAAAAGCCCAAAUGAGCACAAUGUCUCACCCUCUCCACUUUGUAGGGGAAGGUCACCCAUGGGAAAGCAGCAUGUUCUGUCAUAUGAUUUCUGUGCUACCCUUGGUCCCCAGUGUGCUGAUCGAUAAUUUUUACCACACACCCCUCCCUAAUAUUUUUGUCAGGCCUAUCUCUUGCCUAAAUAUGUAAGAAAAAAUAAGUCUUUGUAAUACUCAGGUUUUACCAUUAAAUGAUCCGUUUGCCAGAAGAGAAAAUAUGCUCUAAAGGCAUGUUUUUCAAAUCUGGGCACAAGACUUUGUUUUACAAAAAGCAAAUUCAUUGGAAAUAGAAAAAUGUUGCCUAUUCAAUUUCCUGCGAUAACUCAAACUCAAGCAGACCUUGGGCUAAAACAUGGAGGCCCCUGGGCCCUAUCCCCAGUGCAGAUGUCCAAUUACAUUCAAGUUCCUUUGGUGAGAACGCCAUUGUCUUUUUCACAGUGUUUCUAAAAUUGGUGAUGGGAACAUUUCAAACCAAAGUUCACAAAUUCUGUAAUGUGGGUAGUCACAGGUUUGGGGAAAGCGCUUUGUAAAUCUUAGUGCUUUAUGAAUGUGAAUGACUUGAUAUAUAAACAUCAUCUGCACUUGUUGCCUACUAACCAGGGAGUGUGGAUUUCAUACCAACAAACCAGAUUAUAAAGCAAAACUAUAUUGUAACCUCUCUAGGCUUUCAGACAGAAUAAUUGAAUUUUACUGCUCACUGGCAUCCCCACUACAUCAACAUUUUUAAGUCAACUUUUGCAUCUAAGUAAAAUAAGCACAUGCCAAGAGUAAAUCCAAACAAAUGGCAGUAGUGUGAGUAGGCCCUGCUGGGUUUCAACCCUUCUUAGAGGGAGUUCAUUCUCGGACUUUGAAACGGAGGAGCCUUUUAUGUGACAACAAUUGGAAGACUAGUACCCAGCUGCUGGCAAAUUCUGACAUUGCCACAUUUCAAGUCAAGGAGGAAUGUCAGGCACCAGUCCCUAUGCCCUCCUUUCUUGUAGUGUAUGACUACUGAUUUAUGGUUUUGCUCUGUGAAGAACAUUGGUUGAGUGUUGGGUUGUUGGUUUUCCCCCCUUAAUUUUCCUUCCUACCCUGAUAUGUUACUGCGUCUAGUUUUUUUGGAAGGGAAUUGCAAUCCAAAUUUCUUUGCUGUGGUCCUUGCCUGGCAACAGCAGGUUAGUUUGCUCAAACAAAACAAUCCCAGCUUGAAGCUCUGAGUGAGCAUCCUUACUCUCAAUGCUGCCUGGCCUUGUGGUCUAUGUUUGAAACAAAGAAUUACUGUAUUAGGAAAUGCUUCCUUUCCCUGGCCGGCUUAGCUUGCUAAUAGCUUCUAGCACUGAAGGCAAUCGCGUGCAUUAAUCUUUGGUUUUGUCGUUGGGAAUAAGUGUGUUAACACUCUAAAGCCAUCUUACCUCAACCAGUAGCCAUCAAAAUAGGUCUCUGCUUGUAUACAGGAGAGGAUUCCAGAAAUAAGGGACCAGGUGGCAUCUGUGAGCUGAAACCCUGGCCAGCAGACCUUGCUGGUAAUGUUUGCUGGCUCUGCCUCGGCUGCUGGGUGGCCCUCAGAUCCCUGGUAUGCAUGCAUAGGCCUUGAUGGACUUUGACUCCAGAAGGGACUGACACCCUCUGGCCUAAUAAACAGGCUUUUACCUACCAGCAACUGCUUUUUAACUGUUGAGAUUCUCAGAUCUUCCCUCCUAGUUUCUGAUCUGAAAACAUAUUGCUAAGUCCUAAUGGUUUGUGUUGAAAGUUAGGUACCUACUUCACAUCCAGGCAUUAGCAGAUCUGAUUAGUGGCCUAAAAUGAAGUUGUAUUAAUUAGCAUUUGUUGUGCAGCCAUUAUAAUACACAUUGUAUUAGGUCCUUAUUACCCACAAACCUUUGUUGAGUAUCCCCUGUGUCUUGUUGCUACCAUGCGGGGCCCUCAGGAUGGGGGCUUUGAGCUUGGAGUCACGUGAUGCUUUCUCAUAUUGGGUUUAGGAGAGUAAAUCCCACUUUAUUUCUUCAGAAAUAACUUGCUAUGGGUGUCAUUGUUUGAAAAUAAAGGAAACAUGUGACCGUAACUUGGUUAACUUCUGUUGAUUAUUUUCCCCGUCAUGUCCUUAUGGCUGCUCCUAAUUUACUACUAGAGUCAUAGUGUUAAGUGAGCAUAAGCUUUCAAUCAUAAAAAGUAGAAAAUAAGUAGAAACAACUUGUGUCUCUUCAGUUCAGACUGAAAUAGGACAUCCACUGAAGGGUUUGAAUACAUUAUUCUUUUAGCUGAUUUUGCCAAAGUGUCAAAAUAUUUUGAGGCAGAAGAGGAGAGAAAAGAAGGCUUUCGAGGGCAUGUAUUUUAACUUUCCCUAAUUGUGUUCCAAUGCUGCAUUAACAACUGAGGAAGGAAUCGGGACACUGAGCCCUGAGCAUUAAUGUUACAUGGUAACAUGUGUAUCUGAUUUUGCACACGUACCCAGACAGCAAUGUACUGACAAGUAUUGGAUGAAACUGUAAUCACUUAUGAAACGAUUGUCAUUUUAGUGGUAAUGAAUUAUAGGUCUUCCCUCAUUACCUUAAAUUUAAACAAAAAUGUAAUGUUUGAAUCGUUGAAUGUAGUGCCUGUUUCUAGAUUUUGUAAUAUGAUUAUUGGGAGGCUUAAGAUUGUUGGGAUUUUUGAUGGUCUGCCAAUACACAAUCAUGGAUAUUUUUGGAUUUAGGUUGUAUGUUUAAUAACAUUCCAUUAUGUAAAGAAAAUGUAAUAAAUCUUUUGAAGCACAA